CGCCCUCCUACUUAGCCUUUCCAUAGCCGCCGCGGAGACUCGCCCGCCACCCGUCGCCGCCAUGGGUUUCAGCCUCAACAACCCGCUGCCCUCAUCGCUGAACAGCGAAUGUCGCAAGACUGGAAAGAUCCUGGCGUCUUUUGUCGACCCUAAACAGGCCUUUGGGCCCGACAAGAUCAUCCCCCCAAACGUUCUCGCAAACGCAAAGGGCCUCGCCAUCCUCACUGUCUUCAAGGCCGGCUUCCUCGGCACAGCGCGAUUCGGCUCGGGCGUCGUGGUCGCUCGUCUCGCCGAUGGAUCGUGGUCGGCGCCCACGGCCAUCGGUACCAUUGGCGGCGGCUUCGGUGGACAGAUUGGUUUCGAGCUCACCGACUUCGUCUUCAUCCUGAACGAUGCUGCUGCCGUACGAACAUUUGCCCAGGCCGGAUCGCUGACACUGGGAGGCAACGUCUCCAUUGCCGCUGGUCCCGUGGGUCGCAAUGCCGAGGCAGCCGGCGCAGCCAGCCUCAAGAGCAUAGCGGGUAUUUUCAGCUACAGCAAGACAAAGGGCUUGUUUGCCGGUGUCAGUCUGGAGGGCAGCGGUAUCAUCGAGCGAAGAGAUGCCAACGAGAAGUUGUACGGUCGCCGCUGGACCGCCCGCGAAAUCUUGAGCGGCCAGGUCCCCCCGCCGCCCGCCGCAGAGCCGCUCCUGCGCGUGCUCAACUCGAGAGUAUUUUCCGGUGUGGGGGGUGCCCAGAAUGUCACCAAUGACGCCAUGUACAACGAUAUCCCGGUAUACGACGAUGCGCACGACAAUGUUGUGUGGCAGGGUCGCCGCGGCUCUGCCUUGGGUGAGGGUGUGCGACGGGACCGCACCGGCUCCCUGGGCCAGCAUGAUGAUUACGAGUACAGAGAUCGGCCCCAGAACUCGUCAUCGUGGGCGGAUGAUGUCUAUGAUAGACAACCCUCCUCAGCCCCAGGCGGCCUUAACCGCUCAUUUUCCGCUCGCGCAAACCCCAACGAGACGUUUGACCGCAUCGACUCGCGCACCCGCUCCUCGACGUUUGGUGAUGACUAUUCAUAUAGCGAUCGCAAGCCCGGACGGCCCACGGCGCCCAAGCCAGUCUUUGGGCAGACAACCGGGCAGAAAAAGGCAAACUUGCAAUCGGACCAAACGAUAGCCAAGUUCACCUUCGACGCCGAUCAGCCAGGUGAUUUGGGCUUUAAGAAGGGUGACAUCAUCACGAUUCUGAAGCGGACCGACAAUGAAACAGAUUGGUGGACAGGCCGAAUAGGAAACAGGGAGGGCAUUUUCCCAAGCAACUAUGUCGAGACUGUUUAAAAUUUUGCACCGAUAUCCAACCAGUCAAAAGCCCGUGACGUUAUUUGCUGCGCCACAUCGGUCCUGCUAUAAACUAGCACACUGCAUACACUGACGAAGAUGGUGGUUGCAAGCGGUGCAAAUCGCAUCGUCACGACCUAGAAGCCAAAAUUGCGUCCCAUCUAUACUGGGUGCGUUGAUUAUAUCACUACUCGUUUCAUGUUUUGUUCCUGUUCCUGUUCUUGUUCGCAGAUACCUAUAUAGCGUAGCAUGCAACCUAUGUAUUCUUUUGCAACUGGAUGAGUUUGAGAGGCUUGCAAGCCGUCCCGAUUGGUCCAAAAUGGCACAGAAGCCGGUUCUACUAGU
Exserohilum turcica Et28A is the source of this 1666-nucleotide messenger RNA. RefSeq lists its product as uncharacterized. Bases 62 to 1321 code for a protein of 419 amino acids. Gene Ontology annotation, molecular function: phosphatidylinositol binding; actin filament binding. The record is from RefSeq and is a predicted model, not a curated record. Gene Ontology annotation, cellular component: actin cortical patch. Gene Ontology annotation, biological process: actin cortical patch localization; actin filament bundle assembly. The transcript is spliced from 4 exons. Lineage: Eukaryota; Fungi; Ascomycota; Dothideomycetes; Pleosporales; Pleosporaceae.